UCCUCCUCUCCGCUCCUCUCCUCUCCUCUGCUCUCGAUCCCACCAGUUGCCGCUUCAUUCUUCUCUCUAACGGUUGAAAAUCCUCCGAGGAUCUCCUCUCCUCUCGAUCCCACCAGUUGCCGCUUUAUUCCUCUCUCUAACGGUUGAAAAUCCUCAGAGGAUCUCCUCUCCGCUCCUCUCCUCUCCUCUCGAUCCCAUUUUUUUCAAAUUGACUCUGCCAACUCUGCCAGCUAUCUUCAAGUAACGGCAAGAAGAUGAAGAAGACCCUGGGGAUUGCGUUGGGGUUCCAGAUUCUCGCCGAUUUCGCCAGGAGAAGUGUCUCUAAUCUUCUUCGGAGUGGGUUCCGUGAAAGUUUGGACCAAUUACUACAGUCGUAUGUGGAAAGGCAAGCCCAAGCUCCAAUCGACUGGGAUCUGCACAGGAACGUACCCACUCCAACUCCUGCUUCACCUGAGCAGGAUCGGGAGGAACAGAGGGAUAAACAGAAUGGGGAUCAGAAUGAUGACAUGGGCAGACCUUCAUUGGCACUACCAUCCCCUCCGGUGCCCCCUCCACAGCCUCUUUGGCAUCAGGCUUUACAUCAUUCUAGUUGGUCUCGACAGAGCAUGCGCCGCUCAGAUCUUGAGUGGGAGAUGAUUAAUGAUCUGAGAGUGGAUAUGGCAAGGCUUCAGCAGGGCAUGAACCACAUGCAGAGGAUGUUAGAGGCCUGCAUGGACAUGCAACUGGAGUUGCAACGCUGUGUAGGACAGGAGGUCUCUGCAGCUCUGAAUUGAUCAACUGGUGGACAGGGGAUGGCGGAGACAUCAGAGGAUGGAUCCAGAUGGGUUCAUGUUCAGAAGGGAACUUGUUGUGUAUGCUGUGACAACCAUGUUGAUUCUGUUUUGUACAGUUCUGUUGGAAUUUUAUGCACCCUGGUGCGAUCACUGGAAAAAGCUGGCUCCAAUCUUGGAUGAAGUUGCUGCUUCAUUUCAAAAUGAUACUGACGUUGUUAUUGCUAAGAUUGUAAGAUUUCUGACCUCUACUAGCUAAGUUAUGAAAGUUGUUGGUUUGUGGUCUUAAGUUAGUUUUCAAGUUUGUGCAUCUGAACUCGGAUGGUCCACUAUGAAUAUGAAGAAUACCUUUGCAUUACUUUUGUU
Messenger RNA from Diospyros lotus (date-plum), 1136 nucleotides. RefSeq lists its product as uncharacterized. NCBI's taxonomy places the organism in Eukaryota, Viridiplantae, Streptophyta, Magnoliopsida, Ericales, Ebenaceae. The transcript is spliced from 5 exons. The coding region runs from base 255 to 773 and encodes 172 amino acids. The record is from RefSeq and is a predicted model, not a curated record.